Messenger RNA from Pocillopora meandrina, 7021 nucleotides. NCBI's taxonomy places the organism in Eukaryota, Metazoa, Cnidaria, Anthozoa, Scleractinia, Pocilloporidae. The record is from the annotation of a GenBank genome assembly.
UCUUCGAAAACUCUCGACAUAUUCAAGAAUACUACAAUGACCUUCGAGAACCAUAACUCUAAAGUGACUUAUUCCGAAGGAAAAUGAAAGCGCUAUUAAUUUUAGAUUUUAUUUUGGUUUUAUCUGCCCAUGAGCCUGAACACCCCCCCGGUCAUCUGAAACCUUUAGGUUCUCAUCAGCCUCCUGUAGGCGUAUUGGAUAGUACUGACUUUGUUCCAUCGUCUCGGGAAUUCUUUGAUCAAAAUGUUCUUCCGGGAAAACCUGUGCUCUUUAAGGGAGCAGCGAAGAAAAUGCCUGCUUUUUCAAAGUGGACGGAUGAAUAUUUAAGGUAAGGUCAACAUAUGUGGUGGAUAAUAAAUCUCAUGGUCAGCAUAAUUGAUGAAAAUUCAUUCAAUCCACAUCAAGGGAAAUAUUAUUUUCUGAAAUCAAGGAGUCAAGGAAACUUCUGCUAGUUUACGGGCGACCAGUUUCGAAUUGUUUUUUUUAAUAAUUUAACUUCGGAAAAUUAACAGAGAGCAGAACUGCAUAUUUCGGGCUACCUGUUUUCAACAUUUCUAGCAGGGCUGUCUAUUUCCCUUCGACAAGUUUUAGCUUGUUUUCAAUUAAAGUUGAAACACCUGUAUCAGGUCAGACUCUGAAUAAGAAUUGAGGCAAGCCUUUUACGCUUAAGGAUUUAUCCAUUAUAUUUUAAAACCAUGAAUUUUUAAAUAUCCUCCAGCAUUUUUAGGCCAAGAUAAGUUUACUUUUUCCUUUAAAACUUGAUAAAAAACACGAUAAGGGAGAUUAGUGUAUCACAAAAAGCAAAAGAUAUACAAACUAACUCGUGAUACAAACUAACUCGGCACGAACAAUUAACUAUUAAUGAUUCGCCUGUUCACGCAAUUUUGUGAACAAUUGAAAGUCUUUCAAGCAAUCAAUACAUUAUUUUGACCCUCUGACUUCUUGAUGUCAUUUUGUAGCUCCUAGGUAACAAAUUGACUGUGUCUUGUUAUUACCACUUAUUUUGUUUUCCCGAAUGACUUGAAAAUUAUGAAAUAUUUGAAACUUGGAGACAUUGAAGAGCAAAGCAAAGUAAAGUUAUUUUGGUGAAGCUAAUCAUGGAAUUAAAAAAAAUUCCCCUUCAAUGAUAUGUGAAAUGGAGGGAGACAUCCUCUCUCUCAAAAUCCCAAUUUUGUUAGUUAUCUAAGUGUCAGUUCAUUAAAAAUAUCAUCUUCUUGGUAGUAACAUGUCUCAAUUUUUAAAGCCAAGCAAAAUUUUGCUUUAGGAACUAGUUUCCCAUCUCCAAAAUUCUUUUAAAAUUUCUGGAAUUCCCUUUUUUUUAAGGACAACAACUUCAUUCUUUUGAAUGAAAUUCUUAUUUUAUAUCACCUUCAACAUAGUGAAAAAUUUGGACAAGAGGGCAUUGAUGUUGAAGAAGGUAAAAAAGAAAACAGAUCACUGGCAACAUUUCAUUUCAAGUUGCAAGACUUUAUCAGUCGUUACAAGGAUGAAGAUAUUUACUUGGUGGAAACUCUUCCAGCUAAGAUGAGAGGUACAGUUUUAACCAUUUUGAAAGUUUGACAGGCAGACGAUAGUCUUACUGUUAGGCCUUAAUAGUUUCAUAUGUUCAUACAAGUCCCUUGCAUGACAACCUCUCCCUGUGUAAAUACUGAAGUCCCAAUUAUAUGGUCUCAGUUACCCAACACAACCUUCUCUUCCCCCCCUCCCAAGUUACCCUGUCCAAGCUACCUUUUCAUUUAUUUCUUUGAAAAAAUCAACCAACAAUUCAUAUGAAAAUGACAAAAUAGUAUUCCAUACAAUGCAGCAAAGUGAAAUAGUCAGAACAGAAAUAUUUAGUUUGCCAUCACAGACAAGAGGAUUGGUGCUGGGUGAGAGGAACUGUGGGUAUAGUUUUGAGAUAUGUAUAGUAGGUCGUUGAAAUUACAAAAUUAUUCUUGGUCAGCAACCAUUUAGUAACUAGGUUUAGUUUAAAAUAAGAAAAACAUUUCAACUUUGUAUGACCUAUUGUUGUAAAUCAGCCCAUAGAGUUAGCAGCAUUGUAAUUAGUGGGGUAUACAUUCCCUUUGUUUCCACAAAGUGGUUUUGGAUAUUUUGUAUCCAGCAAUGUUGCAUUUAUUUGGAAAUGGGUAUAUUUGUAUGAUGUAUCAUGAUAUCAGUGAGCAUAAUUGCUGCAGUAAACUGUUGUGUGAGACUUGCUGACCUACAGACCCCUGUAUUUACACUAUAUGUUGUACGUGUUUCAUCAAUUAUUGCAGUUAAAAUUUCAUAUUAGGAGGCAAGACAACACGGGUGGGUGCCUCAAAAAGUAUGGUGACCCUAUUGAGCAGAAAACUUUUUCUCAUAUGAUUGUACAAUUUGUGUUCCUGUCAAUGGGACAAGAUGGCUCAUAUUUAUCCAAUACAUAAGCAGUCCAUCUGUGGCAAAGUAGACUGGUGAGAGGACAACUGUCACAACUCACAUCGCACUCUAUAUAAAUUUCCUGUAAAGCUUCCUCAAAGGGAAAGGUUGUCUUGUGUCUUAACCUUUUAACUCCUAGAUCAAAUUUGUCAUUCUCUUUACUGUCAACCAUACAAUUCUUAUAAUGUAAGUUCAGAUAAUUUUGUAUUGGAUCAACUAAUUAUCCCCAAUUUGAUAUUUUUCUUUAUUCUCUUCACUAAUCUAGUUGAUAUUGUAUUAAUAUUGUAAGGAGAAAUUCUGUCUUGGUCACUCAUGGAAGUUAAAGGGUUGAUGCAGUUGACCACAAUUCCAAAGUGUUAUAAAUUGUUCUUUGUUUGAAAGUAUGUUUUGCUUAUUUCUAAACUAUUUGACCUCAUUUUAAGUGACUGGGCUAAUGUUGGAGGAAAUCUUUUUGAACUAGUUUCUAUUGUUGUCAGUGAUGAUAAUCUCCUAUUUUAUUUUUAAUAAUAGUUUAAUAAAUACUUGGCAGCAUAUGCUCACAGACUCACUUACUUUUUCAGAGGAAUAUGCACUUUUGAAGAGUUUAAGUUGUGGAGGCUACACAAAUGUGCUUCAGGAUGCUGUUGUCUGGUUCAGCAGUGGUGGUACUAAAUCAGUUCUCCAUUAUGAUUCUGUGGAUAACAUCAACUGCCUAUUUGAUGGAACAAAAGAACUGGUCAUGAUUAACAAGGUAGGCUUUGUGUAAGGGACUUAUAGCCAGACAACCAGCCUCUAAUUGGUGCCGUGGCAUAAAGGGUUGGGCUUAUUGUGUGCAAAGUAAGCCUACUGUUUUUGAGUUGCAGUGUCUCCUUGUAGACUUAAUGCUUUAAUUCCCAGAAUUGUUUAAAAUUUAACUUCUCCCUAUGUUUCAACACAAUAUCCAGCAAUAAGUACUGAGAAUACUCAAAUUUAUCAGGUAGAAGUUCUUAUCUUGAUCUGGUACCAACUUCCCUUAAACCAAUAUACAAGAAAAUGUGAAGCAACAAGAGGGGACUGAAUAAACAAUCAGAUCUUGUGAUUGAAAGGGUUAAAAGUAUUCGUCCAUUUCUCAAAUGCCUGAGAGUUGGUACCCAUUGACUGUUGAAAUGGUGGAAAUUAUGUUUGUGUUUUUUUUAUGGACUGUGUUUUGUUUUUUCAAUGGGUGCUUUUUCUUCUGUUGUAGUCUCAUCUUGAGCAAGCACAUAUUGACAAGGUCCAUGGGGCAUUUUCCACUGUUGAUGUAGAUCAAGUUGACAUGUACAAAUUCCCAGGAUUACAGACAAUCCCUUAUUUUAAGGCUGUCAUGGAACCAGGAGAUUGUUUUUUUAUCCCUGCAAGGUAAUCUUACCCUCCUUAUAAGUGGGCUGUCAGCAAAUUUAUCUUUGUUCAUUUGCAAGAUCAGCCAGUUAGAUGCUGCUAGACUAGGAUUUGGUCAAAAUAUGAUAACCACAAUUUAAAGCACUUCAGUUUGUUCAUCAUGCAAUGGAAAUAUGAUGAUUCUUUAGCCACAAUUCCUGAUUCAUCCCCUAUUUCAAUGCCCUGAGAGAUUUUUUUAUCUGAAAGGGAGAACACACUCAUUAGUUUGCUCUAUCUCCUGUUACAGCAUUUCUCAAGGAAAACCCUUGAGGUUUUUUUUUUGUUUCUGGCUAGAACUCUAGUUAAAGUGUUGAACUGCUUCAAAGUUGAUUUAAUUUGUUAUCCAAAUGACAAAUCUUAGAUGGGUUCAUCAAGUGCGCUCCUAUGGAAAGCGAAACCUUGCUGUGAAUAUUUGGUGGGCCCAUUUUGAAAAGUUUAACCAGUCAGAUUGUGAUGACAGUCCGUACAAAGACAAAGAGCUGAUUCCUCUUCAUCACUUUGAGUUCCAUCCACAAGAAGCCUUCAGGUAGAUGUAAUUCUGAAAGUCGCAUUCAGUAAAAAAUCUUUUUAAGUCCAGCCUCACCAUCUUCCUGCUUUGGACAAAAUUGGCACUGAAGAGAGGUGCUUUUUUAAGGGUGGGUUAGGGUGUGGGUCUUGUCAGAUGAAAUAUAUAGUGUCUUGCUAGCAUGAAUGGAAAGCAAAUUAAAGUCUAUUUUGCUGAGGUACCAGUAUAUGCAUGCAAGUUCUACAAUUUUGUAUGUUUUCAAUGCCAAAAGGAUUGGAAAAGUGUGGCAGUCAUAGCUGAUUGUAACCUGCUGAGAAUUUUCUCCCUCUCUGAGGUAAAGUCAGUUGUGGGUCACUUUAAAUUAGAAUUAUAACCCAAGUGAAUCCUGAAAACCCUCUCCUUCCAAAACCAGACCAAAUGCAAAACCUUUGUGGUGAAAUGUCUUUACACUUACCCUAAUUUUAACCCUUUAACCUGUAAGAGUAAUUAGCAUCUAGCGUCUCCUUACAAUAUCACUCCUGAAUCACAGGUCACAAGAAUAAAUGAAAUGAUCACCAACAAAAUUACAGUAGCUUUUAAUUGUUAGACAAAUUCUCCUUGCCAACACCUUAGGAAAUGUAUAAUCAGAGAACAGUGUGGAGAAUGUACAUAAUGAUGUUAGGGUGUAAAGGAUCAAGGCAGAGGCAUGGGCCGGGCUUAUUAAAUUGGCUGGAGGCAUGGGGCUUAUUAAAUUGGCUGGAGGCAUGGGGCUUAUUAAAUUGCCUGGAGGCAUGGGGCUUAUUAAAUUGGCUGGAAACAUGAUCUAUCAUCAGUAGGGGGAACAUCAGGUUGGAGUAGUUGUCUAAUAGGUAUUAAGUAGUCCAGCUAUCUUUCAAACAUCCACCAAAAGUAUAUGACUUACAGUUUCAUGUAAUGGUUCAGUUUUUCACUUAUUCUUUUAGUAAUUAUGCACUUUGCUUCAUCACAGGCAAGCAACUUUGCAAAACAUUGGAGAAACACCAGUAACCUUGGAGCGUUAUUUAGAACUAAUUCAGGUACUGAAAGGAAAAAUCUCUUAAAAUUAAAAACGUGCAGUGGAAUGUGCUUGUGAAAUCCAAGAUGCCCAGCAUAUGCUUUUUAUGCUAAAAGUAAGAUUCCCUUGUCACCCAAGAGUUAAAGUAAGACAUCAGGUGCCACUGUGUGUUGCUGGAGCACAGCCAUGCUGUCAUGUUCUGUUUCAUACAUUUCACUAUUUAUGGAGUGUGCCUUUAGCUAGAGGGUGUCUAUCAAGUACGUUAUUUUUUUUCUUUUAAUGUUCUUUUAAAUUUGGUUUAAAUCAAUUCAUAAUAUGCUGAUGGUCACUGAUGGGAAACUGGCAUUUUAUUUUUAGGAAGAUGCUAAAGAACUUGGGGAUGAAGUAUCAAUUCUACCAAGAGAGAAACUAGAGCAGGUAGUCAGAGGUCGCUUCUCCCUUCACUUAACCUAAAAUGCUCUGCAUCACUUAGAAGAAAAAGGGCUGCCUUGUAGAUUUUCAUGCCCUCAUUAUCAGUUCAUUAUCAAUAUCAUUAAUGUCAUUUUGUCAUUUUUGUAGAUGUUGUUUUGAAUUUGUAGAUGUUGUUUUUGUGUAUGUUGUUUUUGUUUUUGCACUGAUUUCACUAGAGGUGAGGAGAGGCAGCAGUAUUGAUCAACAUAAUUUAAAACCUUCAUUGUCAUCAUUCUUUUUAUCAAGAACAUUGUUUUUAUUCCUACCAUCAUAAUUUAUUUUGCCUCUAAGGAUUGAACCCUGUGAUUUAACAAUGAGGAAAUAUUGAGAAAGCACUGACAAAUCUUAUAACAAUAAGUUCUUGGACUUUCAUUAUCAUUAUUUUGAACAGAUGCGAAGAUAAACACGGGAGAAAAACUUCCUUGUUAUCUUUUUUCAUCCACUUCGUAAAAUUCUGACUUCUUACUUUUCUUUAGUUUUGUAUUUGUUAUUUUGAUUUUAUGACAGAAUUUUCACGAAAUGGACUCGAAUAAGGAUGGUAAAGUAUCCCCCGAGGAGAUUUAUGAUAUCAAAUAUGACGACAUUGGGCGGCUGUUGACAUACAUCGACGAUUACCAGGAGGAGGAUUCGGAAGAUGAUAGUGCUGAUGGAACAAAGGAACACGAAUCUCAGUCUGAGGAUAAUAACAAUCAGGAAAUGUCUGAUACUGAAAGUCAAAAGGAUCGCCAGCAUGCGGAACUCUAAGUCAUUGAAUUUAUUUAUUUUACCCAUCCUCUCCUCGUUUUUUUCAAGGAAUGUUCGCUACUCACCUAGUCGCCCUGGCAGCCAGGAGUGCUACGUGACAUCGACGAGAACAGCCAAUACUCGCCAGCUAAUUACUUCUUUUGAAAGGUAUCCUCUAAAUAAAAACAAUUUAUAAUUCAAGUCUGGCAAAUAAUUAAAUUAAAUUAUCAAAAAAGUAGACUAAAAUUUUUAAUUAGUUAGUGUUAUUUCAUUGAAAAAAUAUGCCUAUUUACUUUUCCAAUCAUAUAAAGUAAAAAUGGAUUUAAAUAUUUAAAGUUAGCAUAUACUUUUUUCUACCCAGAGGCCAACUUCUUGCGUGAAAGAGUUUGUUGUAAUUUAUUUGUUUUAGGGUGGGACAAAUUUUAAAACAGUUUUAAAACUCUGAGCUUUGUAAAAACGUUACAACAGUAACGUAAGAAUAAAAAAAACGUUUAAAGCUGUUCUGAUUUUUUUUAUCUCUUGUAGACUUCUCUUUUUGCUUAUUAUAUAAUAUACCAAAC